UGGAAUCACAGCGCCACGGUCGUAUUGUUUUGUAAUUCUGUCAGCGACACCACAAUACAGGACGCACACACGUGCACAAGACGCAGCAGAAUCAACUCACGCAUCGUGCACAAAGCACACACGCAGCCAGCAUCCCAGAGUACACAAAGCACAAAACACACACUCACCCCUCACUCACACACACACACACACACAAAACACACACACACACACAUACACACACACAUACACACACAGCUUGCCUUCAUUUCAUCAUGGAAGGGGGAGCAGAGGUGGAGCAGUCUCGGCAGGAGCUGCUGGACUACAUGCGCCGAGUGGAGGAACGACUUGACGCUACCGCGCUGCUUGAAGCCAGACAACAACAGCAAUAUCAGGGUCAGGAUGAUGAUGACAUGGCCAACGAUCCCGCGCUGGCCAUGGCCUUUGAGGACCAGGAAGACAAACAGGUCUUCCUCAGCAACGUGCUGGAGGAGCUCAAGGACAGCCUGUACCGCGUGUCCUGCGAUCUGCGCGGCAGCCGCGUCCUGGAGAAGAUGAUCAACCACCUCUCCAUGACCAGCACCGCCACCAUCCUGGAGAGCAUCCAGCCCUUCAUGCAGGACGCCGUGUACCACCGCUACUCCAGCCACGUCCUGCAGGCCCUCAUCGACAAGGCGCAGCGCAUCGACGAGGCCAAGCAGAGCGGCGACGAGCACCCGCACGCCCUCGUCCCGCACAUCGUCAACCUAGCCAACACCGUCAUCGAGCACGUCGACAGCCUGGUCGCAGACACCUACGCCAGCCAUGUCGUCCGCUCCUUGCUCUUUGCCACAGCGGGCAUGCCCAGCGAGAACGACCUCCUGCGCUCCUUCACAUCGGCCUCCUAUCGCAAGGCGUUCAACACAGACGGGGGCCGGCACCGCGGUGGCAGUGUCGCGCGCGGCCGCGGUCGUGGUCGUGGUCGGCAGUUCCACACAAACAAGCACGGCCAUGCCUACUUGCCAAACCAGAGCAGCAGCAGCAGCCACAGCAGCAGUGCCCAGCACAUGCAGCACACGGCGACGCCUUCCAGCGUGCCCGAGGAGCUGGCGGAGGUGCGCCAGAAGCUGCUGAACGCCCUCAGAGACAGCCCACAGGCGCGCACGUGGAUCACAGACUCGCUGGCGGGGCCUGUGCUGCAGUCUGCCAUGGACGUGGUCACGGUGACCGCGGGCAAGCCGGCGUGCUCGGCGUUCUGCCGCGGCCUCCUGGGCACGUACCUCACAGAGACGGCCCGUGAGGAAGUGAACGAGAAGGCGGCCCUGCGACUGCCGCUGCUGCUCAAGGACAAGGCGGCGAGCCACCUGCUGGAGAAGGUGAUUAAGGACUGCACCACCGACGUGGUGCACGACAUCUACGUCAAGGGCGUGCGCAACCAGGCGGUGGACAUGGCCGUGCACCCGGUGACCAACUUUGUGGUGCAGCGCCUGCUGCAGCACAUGAGCGGCGACGACUGCGCCCUGCUCAACCAGGAGCUCAUGCCGCACAUUGAGGACAUUCUCGCAGAGCAGCGCUCCUCGGUCGUGGUGGAGAUGCUGCGUGCCGCCGCCCGCCACGCCAGGGGCCAGCGCAAGCUGUUCAAGGCCAUGCUCACGGCGUUCCACAUCCCGCAGGCGGAGCUGGUGCAGUGCCUGCCGCUCUUCCUCUCCCUCACCACGCUUGACCACUACAAAGAGCUGCUGAGCAGCGGCGAGUACAGCGCAGACGACAUUGCAUGCAACGCCGUCGGCUCCCAGGUGGUGCAGGCCCUGCUCGACUUUGAGCCCGAGGAGAUCACAGUCGUGCUUGCAGGCUUCCUGCGCCUCACCGCGGACCAGCUUGUAAAGCUGAGUUGCAAGAGGUUUGGCAGCUUUGCCAUGCAGAAGUUCUUCUCCUCAGCGAGCGUGGGCGCCAAACAGAAGGCCAAGGUGGCGCGCGUGCUGAGCAAACACGACACGGCCAUCAGCGCAAUGGCGUGUCACUCUGCCGGGUCGCACGUGAUUGACAGCAUGUGGGCGGCGAUUGACGUCAACCUCAAGGAGGCCGUGGCGGGCAGGCUGCUUGCUGCAGAGGCCAAGUUGAAGGAAUCCCCGCAGGGGCGCACUGUCAUGCGAAACUGCCGCCUGGCGCACUUCAAGUGGAAGAAGCAAGAGUGGAUGCAGAAGCAAGAGGCAAACGCACGCAAGGCGAAGAUGUUCAAGGACAUUAUUGGCCAUGAGGAGGAGGAGCAAGAAGAGCAGGCCGCCACAGCCGCCAAGGACGCAGCAGCAGAGCCCAAGCACGAAAUUGACGAGAUGUUUGACGCAAAGGACGAGCCGAAGAGGAAGAAGAAGCACAAGGACAAGAAACAGGCGAAGAAGCAAGCUGACGACAGCGGCGCUGAUGAUGGUGACGAUGAUGGUGAUGGGGAUGUUGGUGAUGGUGCGGAGAUUAGCGCGGCGGCGUCUGCGAAGAAGAGGAAGAAGAACAAGUCGAAGCAGUUCAAGGACCUGGCGUUCAUCUCGGACGCGCUGACGGCGGGGAAGAAGAAGAAAAAGAAGGGGAAGAAGAACAAGAACAAGGAACACGAUGCUGGUGAUGAUGAGAACGAUGCACACGCAGAGGUGAAGCAAAGGAAGAACAAGAAGAAGAACGACAACGAGGAGGGCGAGGGCAGUGGUGGUGAUGAUGAUGAUGCUGGUGAUGCUGGUGAUGGUGAGCCGAGGAGCAAGAAGAGCAAAACUGGAGAUGCUGACAGCGAGGAGAAGACAGCCAGCAAGAAGAAGACGAAGAAGAAGAAGAGCAAGAAGGGGAAGAAGGGCGAAUAGAAGAGACGAGAAGCGGUGUGGGUGGGUGGGAACAGGAGAUGGCUGUCAACCCACAUGUGUGCGUGUGUGUGCGUGUGUUGAGUCCCAUGCGGCGCUUGUGUGUGCGUGCGUGUGCGUGUUGUUGCUGUUGUUUAUUUGAAACAAUAAAGACAUGACGC
Salpingoeca rosetta is the source of this 2962-nucleotide messenger RNA. RefSeq lists its product as uncharacterized. Gene Ontology annotation, molecular function: RNA binding. The transcript is spliced from 2 exons. The coding region runs from base 255 to 2804 and encodes 849 amino acids. The record is from RefSeq and is a predicted model, not a curated record. Gene Ontology annotation, biological process: ribosomal small subunit export from nucleus; endonucleolytic cleavage to generate mature 5'-end of SSU-rRNA from (SSU-rRNA, 5.8S rRNA, LSU-rRNA); endonucleolytic cleavage in 5'-ETS of tricistronic rRNA transcript (SSU-rRNA, 5.8S rRNA, LSU-rRNA). Gene Ontology annotation, cellular component: nucleolus; 90S preribosome; preribosome, small subunit precursor. NCBI's taxonomy places the organism in Eukaryota, Choanoflagellata, Craspedida, Salpingoecidae.